This is a messenger RNA of Brenthis ino (lesser marbled fritillary), 1485 nucleotides long. The record is from the annotation of a GenBank genome assembly. Lineage: Eukaryota; Metazoa; Arthropoda; Insecta; Lepidoptera; Nymphalidae.
AUGGCUAGGGAUGGGGACGUGCCUACUAUUUUUAAUCCAAAGAGAGUACGCACGCCUUCUGUUAUUAUAACUACUGAAGAAGCCGUGGAGAGCGAGCAGGGUGGCGACAUCGAGCGCGAACGGCCAAACGGUCCACCGACACCGCUCAGCCCACGAGCACCACUAACCCCCCAGACUUCUGUAUCCUCAGCACCUCCGCUGACGACACAGCCCUCUCUUCAGCAAGCUUAUAGUGAGUCAGCAGCAAGUAGUCAGGAUGAAGAACGUCAGCUACGUGAUAAAAAAUGCCCCAGGUCUUGCUGUUCAAAAGUGGCAAAAAAGAUGUACUAUGGCCUCUGUGUCACAACCACUAUAGUUGCAUCCUGGGUGACUGUGACACACUGUAUAAAAUACAUGUACCUCCAGGAGUACCCACACACAGACAGCUCAAUGAGCAGCACUGAAUCUCCUAUAAAUAAUAACUAUACUUCUAGAAUUCGCACACAUCACUAUUACAAUGCACCAUUCUUCACAGCAUGGUUCUGUACAAACUGGCUCAUUUUUGUUUACCCUCUCUACCUAAUUAUUAUGCUCAUUCACAACAAGUGCAAGUUAGCGAAUGCCAUUGUGGCCGAUGCUUUUACAGACUUCAAGGAAAAGGGAUUCACAUUUGCCCGAUUUCUAAGUCGCUGUGGCCUAUUCUGCUUGCUGUGGGUCGUGACGAUAUACAUGUAUACGUACGCUCUAAAGAUACUCCUGUCCACGGACGUGGUUACGCUGUUCGCUACAAAUGUUUCAUGUGUCUAUCUUCUAUCUUGGGUCAUUUUGCAUGAACAGUUUGUUGGAGUUAGGAUAGUAGCAGCGAUCCUCUGCGACACGGGCAUAGCGCUGCUCGCGUACAUGGACGGCAUCACCGGCAGCUCCACGCUGGGCGGCGUGGUGCUGGCCGCCUGCGCCGCUGCGGGCUUCGCUAUAUUUAAGGUGCUAUUCAGGAAAGUGAUGGGCGAAGUGAACACGGGGCAGCGAGCGCUGUUCUUCUCCAUCCUGGGCAUAGUGAACGCCACGCUGCUGUGGCCGGUGUGCCUCGCGCUCUACCUCACCGGCACCGAGCAGCUGCCCGCGCACACGAUGCCCUGGAUAUCGCUGCUAGUGGCGAGUGUCGCUUUGCUCAUGUUUCAUUUGGUAUUUCAAUUCGGCAAUCUGAUGACGUACAACAUUUUCGUAUCUCUCGGACUUAUAAUGGCUGUUCCUGUUUCUGCUGCAUUGGAUGUGGUUUUAUACGGAGUGGAGUUCGAGGGCAUGAAGUUGGCCGGCAUCAUACUAAUAGCAGUCGGAUUCUUUCUAGUCAUGUUCCCGGACAACUGGCCGGACUAUAUUAUGAGACUUUUAAGAUGGAGUCGCCGCCGGCAGCGCGGCAGCGACGGCGGCGGCCGCAGCCGCGACGCGGUGGACUACCGCACCGGGUACAUACGCUCGCACCUGCGCUCGCCCUCGGGCCGCGUGCGG